Molecule: messenger RNA, 1704 nt
Organism: Talaromyces proteolyticus
Lineage: Eukaryota; Fungi; Ascomycota; Eurotiomycetes; Eurotiales; Trichocomaceae
Exons: 5
Coding region: 1-1704 (567 amino acids)
Biological process (GO): regulation of DNA-templated transcription
Molecular function (GO): zinc ion binding; DNA-binding transcription factor activity, RNA polymerase II-specific
Source: RefSeq, a predicted model, not a curated record
AUGUCGAACCCUGCCCGCAGCGACGAACCAAAGUCCAAAAAACCCACCAACAGGCAGUUGCGGUCAUGUCGAGUUUGCCGUCUACGAAAAGUCAAGUGCGAUCGGGUCAAACCAUGCCAUGCCUGUUGUGCCCACGGACAUCCGUCAAGAUGCGUGUACGAUCUGUUGCCUGGAGAUGAAGAGGCACAGCCGAUUUCGCAAGCCGAAGAGAUUCGGAAUUUGCGCAAUGAGAUUAAAGACUUGCGAACCCGAAUAAGUUCACAAGGGGAUAAUAAAUCUAGAUCUCGGAAGUUAGAGGAACUGGAGAAACUGUUUGAUGCAAUCAGAUCGGCGCCAGUCGAAAUAGUUGAUAACCUUGUUGGCAAUAUUCGUGGUGACCGACUGAGAAUUUCCCCAGGGCAUGAUGGUAAUGAUACGCGCAGCAGUAGUGGCAGCAGCAGCAGCAGUAGUGCGAGCACUAUCAGUAUUGACGAAGAUUGGUGUGGCCCAUUAUCUCGAUUCGUUUCAGCAAAGCCUAUGGUGGACGGAUGCGUCCAAAGAUUCGUUGACGCUUUUAGUCCGGAGGUCGAUGCCAGCUCCGGACAUGCUGGAGCAAUUCGAGCGGCGGCAGAUAUUCGAAUGUUUUCGCCCAUGAUAUCAAAUGCUUUCGAGGCCGUCUCGCUAACUUUUUUUGGUCGGAGUGUGCAGGAUCCCGGCGUGGAAGCCGCUGGGAUGAAGCUGUAUCCAAAAGUUCUGCGAUCUUUACAGGAUGCCCUGCUGGACCCUGAACGGAGCCGUUCAGAAGCAACUCUAAUCACAGUCACAUUACUCUUAGCGUUUGAGAGUAUUGAACGAACAUCAAACGAGGGUGUUACUGCCCAUGUAAAGGGAGCGGCACGAUUGAUACAGCACCGAGGGCCAGAAAACCAUAUGUAUGGAGUUGAGCACUUGUUAUUCUGUGAACUGCGACCAUAUUGGACUGGUGUUGACAUUAUCGACCGCAAACCGAGUUUCAUGGCCGAGGAAGCGUGGAAAACCGUUCCCUGGUCUCAGGCUACGACGUCGAAAGACUUAUUGCAUUAUCUGCUUGACCUUGUGGUUGAGAUUCCGGGCUUGUUGUGGCAAUAUGACGAGCUGAUGGCCGCUCAAGAAACGCAACACCUUGGAAAAGGCGAACUCCGUGUGAAACGUACUAAGCUAUGGAAUUCAGUGACCGACCUGACGUCCCGUUUUGAACAAUGGAAGAAGGAUUAUGUUGAUUGCUACCCAAGUGGAGCUCCCCAGGAGACAACUGAACCGCAAGGGCCUGACCCUUUCCCUGUUUUUCAAUGCCACGACCUACGAACGAUGCAAGUAAUUAAGCCGCCAAGCCUUAUAUACCCGGAUCUGAGGCUGUUACAGUCAAUGUGUAUUUAUAGUUCCAGUCGGUUAAUCCUUUCAACAAUUGACGAUCGACCGGAAGAUGCGGUAACGAUGGUGGAAAAAUAUCAGUUAGCGUGUGACAUUGCACGCAGUCUUGAGUGCUAUAUCCGCCGGGCGCCAGGAAAUAUGAUUAAUAGGCUGGCUUUUGCAGUACGUGUAGCAUGGGAAGCGUUUCCGCCUGGCGAUGUGGAGCGCCACUUCAUGAUCCAGGUGUUUGAACUCGUUGAGAAGCGUCACGCUUUGCGUUUGUGGGGUAGCUCAAUGCCGGAGUUGAGCGCGCGUACUCCUGGUUUCACGCCCUGA